AUAAAAACAUCAUUCCGAUUCCAUUUUCCAAGUUACCAGUUAUUGAAUGUAAUGACAAAAAUGUAGUUUGAUUUUUAAAUAUAUUUUCAGUUUAUUUUAAUAAAACGUACCAGUCUCACUAAUCCAAAAGAAUGGCUUAAGAAGUAAUUAUGAGUUCUACGGAACCGCUACACAAAAAUGUUAACAUUUUAUGCCAGGUUUAUUGUUCGUUACUCGUACCUUUAUAUGUUUGUAGUAAUUGUUAUUUUAACAAUUUUAACUGUGAUCCCUUUGAUAUGUCACGAGUUUCCGUCAUUUUCGGAUCCCAUUGUGGGAUUCGAAACAAGAGGAACAUCAUUGGCACAUCGCUUUAUCGCUUGGGAAAAUCUCAUCGAUGAAACAAGGCCAUCUAAAAGACUCGCAGUUAACCCUAAAGAAAUAGCAGAUCAAAAACGUAUGAACCAUACCUAUCACAACCGAAUUCAGAAUAAGGGAAAAAUAAAUCGUGAACGAACUAAGAAUAAAGGCCGAAACAAAAAGAAGAAACCAAAAUACUAUUCUACUGGCAUUGAAAACAAAAUUGAGAUUUCUGAUAAUUCAUCUGCGAAACCUUCAGUAAACGGCCAUGUUCAUUGGGGAUUUGGAAAAAAUGUUUCAUAUGAAGAUGUAAAUGCACAAAUGUUGAAAAAUCAUACAAGAAAACAGUGGAUAUCUUUAAAAUCUAUGCAGCGUACUCCUGACAAGAUUCAACACAAUUAUGCAACCGGUAUGUGUGGAGCUCCCGUUUCUGAUUAUGCUCAUUUAGUUGUUUCUAACUCUGAAAAUUCAUCACUUUUGGAAUUUGAAAAUGUUCAAAAACUAUGUAAACUACAAUCUCUUCUAGUUCAAUUAGGUGGUAAAGUGUAUUACAAAUUAUGUCAGAGAUCUUUGCGAGAUGACGAGAUGUGUUGUCCAGUGUGGAGUGUGCCAAAUUAUAUAGCUUUAAUGUCGGGUAAGACUUCAUGUGAAAAUGUAACAAAAGAAGAUGUAAUGAAUGCAGUAGUAAUUUUAAAGAAAUGUGCCAGUUAUUUCCAUGACUUUAAACUAAUGGCAUCAUGUGAACUAAACCAAUGUAGGGUACCACAAUAUUGUUCACAGUACGAUGCUGUGUAUAAUUUGCUAUUUUAUCUAAUAGAUGGCAAUGCUUUCACUCCGCCUAUGUUUAAUAAUACAUUUGUUAAAAAUGUUGUAAUAUUUCUUCCAUUAGCAUGCAGCAGUACUGUUCUACCUUACUAUCAGAAAUUACAAAGUUCAAAUUUAUCUUACGAUACUCUAAGAAUUCCUGCCAUGGAUUUUGGAUUGAAGAAUGCACUUUUUGAUUUAUGGAUAAUUCAGGAUACAUGGUUGAUAGGUCUGGGAGGCAUUUUUGUAUUUAUAUGUGUAUGGAUUUAUACAAAGUCUAUUGUAUUGACUUUACUGCUAUUCAUAGCUAUAACUUACACACUUGGUGUUGCAUACUUCAUAUAUAUUUAUGUGUUCAAUUUAGAAUUCUUUCCCUUCAUGAAUUUAUUAGUAAUAGUUGUUGUGAUAGGAAUUGGAGCUGAUGAUGCUUUCCUUUAUGUCAAAAUAUGGAAGAUGAUCAGCAAUCAGCUGAUAAGAGAUAAUAUAGUGGUGCAAGAGAGUGAACUUACAGAAAUAAAAAAUGUUUCUAGUGCUGGUGAAACUAUCUUAAUACAAAUACUUGAAGAGACUUUAAGGCAUUCAAUUCUUACAAUGUUUAUUACUACAUUAACAACAGCAGUUGCAUUUUUUGCAUCGUACAUCAGCUACAUUCCAGCAAUAAAUUGUUUCAGUGUAUUUGCCGGUACUGCAGUAUUAGUUAAUUUCUUACUCAUGAUAAGUUGGUUGCCAGUAUCAGUAUUUAUAUUAGAUGUUAAAUUGUACUCAAGUAGUAAAAAACCAUGGAGUAUUGUGAUUUAUAAAGCUAUUAAUGAAAUUGGUGGAGAUAUCAGAGUUAUAUUGAAUAGAAUUAUUAUAGCAUUUGUUACAAAAUCAUACAUAGGUAUUGUAGUAAUUUUGGGUGCUAUAGGAGUUGGUAGUGUUGUUGUAGUUUUUUACACCCCUGGACUAAAAUUACCAGAUUCAAGACAAUUCCAGCUGUUUCAGACUUCCCAUCCAUUUGAAAAGUAUGAUAUGGAAUAUAGAGAUAGAUUCCUGUUUGAAAGAUUUGGUAAAGAUUUAGGUGUUGGUAGUAAAAUGCCUUUAAGAUGGAUAUGGGGUGUAAAACCAAUUGAUAAUGGAAAUCACAUGGAUCCUGCUUCAACUGGGCAUUUAGUUUUUGACACAGAGUUUUCUAUAUCAGAACCUAAGUCUCAACUGUGGUUGGCAGAGUUUUGCAGGAAUUUAAAAGGGCAACCAUUUUACCAACACACUCUCGGUCCACUAUUGCCCAAUUGUUUUAUUGAAACCUUUAGAAUGUUCAUGAGCAGAAAAUGCAUUGAUAAUAUUGAUAAAGUAGAUAGAACACCGUGUUGUGAAUCUUCAAGUUUUCCUUAUACAAAAGAAGUUUUUGACAUUUGCAUUUUAGCAGCAAUGGAAUCAUUAUAUCAAACUCCAAGGCAACUUUUUAUGCCGGGAGUGGCUGGUCCUAAAUUUUUAAGGAGUGCAAAUCCACCCAAUGUGUCAGCAAUUGUUGUAGAGUUUGAGAGUGUUGUUCCAUAUUCAAUGUCUUACACUGCGAUGAAUAAUUUUUUUCUACAAGUUGAAAAUUGGACAGAACAUCAAUUGAAGUCUGCUCCUCCGGGCAUGCGUAAUGGUUGGUUUUUAUCAGACCUACAUUUUUACGAUUUACAGAAAACAUUAGCCAGUGGGACUGUGAUGGCUUUAAUAUUGUCCGCUAGCUUAGGAUUUAUAGUACUUAUACCUGCUACCUUUAGCUUUAUCAUCAGUAUUUGUGCAUUGACAGCUAUGGUAUUCUCAUCUACAGUUACAAUAGCCAUCUUAGUGUUAAGUGAAUGGAAAUUAAAUGUAUUAGAAAGUGUAGCAAUAUCAACAUCAGCAGGGUUAGCUGUAGAUUUUAGUCUUCACUAUGCUUUAAGUUAUACAAAUGCUAGUGGCACAAAGUCUACUAGAGUUAAGUAUGCGUUGACAGCAUCCUCUGGGCCUACUGCGGCAGCGGCUCUAACCACGGGGUUUGCUGGAAUAUUCUUGCUUCGGUCAAAUCUAUUACCAUAUUCACAAAUCGGCGCAUUUUUGGCGUUAAUAAUGUCUGUCAGUUGGGUGUAUGCCACCUUUUUUCUUUGUUCCCUUCUUCAAUUGUUUGGGAAAAAUUCUGGUAAAGAUUCAGCGACUGAAGAAAGGAAAUCUGUCUCUCGCGUUAGUUCUAUUUGUUCAGGAGUGCCUAAUUUAGAGAGUCAUGAAUUAGAACAUUUAGCAGACAGUAAUCGCACAAAUAUCACGCACUCGCAUAGUCCUUCUAGUGUUAGUGCUACCACCGUAGUUCUUCAUGAGGACUGUCCAAACUCGCUCAGUAGCUUUGAGAAGAAACAUAGUAUUGAUGUAGACAAUGACUGAAUGUUUAGAUGUAUUAUAUAACUUUAUACUAAUCAUAGAACUCACUCAAG
Molecule: messenger RNA, 3581 nt
Organism: Papilio machaon (common yellow swallowtail)
Lineage: Eukaryota; Metazoa; Arthropoda; Insecta; Lepidoptera; Papilionidae
Gene: disp
Product: protein dispatched
Exons: 1
Coding region: 178-3531 (1117 amino acids)
Cellular component (GO): membrane
Source: RefSeq, a predicted model, not a curated record